AUGUCUCAAAAAUUUCUAAAACAUGAAGUUGAUCACUUGGAGCACAUUCCAAUCGGAUAUAUCAAAGAUCGACAUUAUGCAAUUGUCACAAGAGAUGGUUCGAAAUUCUUCAGCAAUUAUACAUGUUAUCAUAAAUCAUGUGAUAUUGUUAUUCAAGCAAUGAGCGAAAAAGACAGAGAAGUACUUCUUUUGGUACAAAAAGCAUAUUCAGUGAAUGGUCCACGAGAAUUGAGUAAAUUUUUCUAUUUAAAUGAGAAAGAGUUUGAUGCAUUUUGUCAAGAAUCACUGAAAUAUAUUGGUGAGUUUUAUUUCUCCUGAACUUUCGAGAAAAAUAAGGCUUUUUUCAGAAAAUGCUGAUAGCGAUGAAUGGAGAGAAGCAUGCAAGGAAAUGCAAUUAACACAAGAUGAAAAUCAUCAAGUUGCAUGGAAUAUGACUCGAGAUCAUAACAGUUUAAGAGAAACUUUUCCCAGAGAUCGUGUUAGUGAUGAAGAUAUCGAAAAAAUCAAAAAGAAUUUCAAAAGUCGAACAAUGAAAGACAAAAAUGGAAUGAAUGUAACAAGUCUCAAGAAAUAUCUGGCUCUUUCUUCACUUUUUGAAGCAAAUUAUAAAAGAGCAAAGUUAUAUUUGGAUAAUCUCGAAAUGUUUCAAGAAGGAAAACGUGGAAGACAAUUUAUAAUGAGAAUGAUAAAUGAUAAAAGAAUCAACGAUUUUGAUGAAUGGUUUUUGUGUCGUGGAGAAAUUUAUGAAUUUGUUGAUAUAAUCAUGCAACAAAUUGAAGCCAACGAAAAACAAUCUGGUACUAUUUUUUUAGAAAAACUUCAAUAAGUAAUUAAUAUGUCCAACUUUUCAGACCUUCUUUUUGAUUGGAUUUCCGAAUAUGAAGACAACGACAAAAUGUUUGUACCUGUUAAGGAAUUUGAAAAAUAUCUCAACAUUCUUAAAAUUGACAAGAAUCGCGUUAUUUUCGUACCCGAUGUUGAUUUUAUGAAAGAUUGGAUCGAUAUUCCGCUUCAAAUAAAUCCGCUUGGCUCAACUGUUUACAUGACAGAAGGAAUUAAAGGUUUAUCCGAAGAUUCAGGUAUACUUUCUUAAAAUUAGAAUUUGAUUUUUGUAUUUUUAAAGUGAAUAUUUUUAUUCCAGGCGCAACUGAAAAUGUUCGAAAGUUUUGCAUGUGA
Molecule: messenger RNA, 1176 nt
Organism: Caenorhabditis angaria
Lineage: Eukaryota; Metazoa; Nematoda; Chromadorea; Rhabditida; Rhabditidae
Source: the annotation of a GenBank genome assembly